Molecule: messenger RNA, 3110 nt
Organism: Schistocerca piceifrons (Central American locust)
Lineage: Eukaryota; Metazoa; Arthropoda; Insecta; Orthoptera; Acrididae
Product: sentrin-specific protease 1-like
Exons: 16
Coding region: 721-2598 (625 amino acids)
Biological process (GO): protein desumoylation
Cellular component (GO): nucleus
Molecular function (GO): deSUMOylase activity
Source: RefSeq, a predicted model, not a curated record
UGUCAUUCAUUUCAAACGGGAGCCAACGGUUCUGUGAUUUUGUUGGAAAAGCGUAUCUAUAGACAAUACAUGUCUCUCAACUCUCUCCAUACAAAAUCGCUCUAUCGUCUGUAAACACUGGCUAGAUACACGAAAGAAUUUGUAUACUAUACUAGUGUGUUCAAGGCCUUAGGGUCCUCCAAUGAAGUUAGCGUCCUCUGGUUGGAAAUUGCAUCGAGACUGAAUUUAACAAAGCAGAAUUUGAAAAGCUAUUAUAUAGAAUCCAGGCGCCAUUUUUUGCUGCGAUAAUUAAUUUUAUUUAAACAUAUUGCUGCUUUUUUAAAAUGAUAAAUACGCAGAGAUAAUAAAGGCGCCCUUAGGUGGCGCACAAAUGUACAUCUGUGCUCCGAGAUGAAGCAUGUUUGAAAGUAUGAAAAUGGCGAGAUGUUAUGUUUAUAAUGAACCUUGUAUGUUUAAUAUUUGAGUUUUGUGUAAACGCCUGUUAAUUGGUAUUGUGAAACCUGGAAUAUACCUGUUUCAUUUUGGGCAUGUUCUUCUUAAACUGUGAGAACCUGACCAAGUUCAAGACGGCGUCAUAAUGUUCGAUGCUUUUAGAAGGGCAUUUCUCUAUUUCUUUGAUAGAGGAGAGGAGCUAGUAAACAGAGCGACGAAAAGACCAGUACGGGGAAGGCAACAACGCGGAGAUAUUUUGAUCUCAUUUACCUAUUUUUGUUCACAUAUAUGAUGUCUCGGAAGGUUUCAUUAACAGAAGCGUUGAAGUUUUGGAAAACACCUCUUAGGCAGUUAGAAUGUGAUACUGAUGAAGAUGUGAUUUCACCAAAAUUUCGGAAGAUUGGUAGCCCAAGAUUUCAUCACACUCCUCUCACUUCACUAGAUUUCCUGGUUCCGGCUGAAGUAAGAAUGAAGAGAGCUAGCAGGACUCUGCAGAAUGAACUGUCCCUUAUACGGGGUAGAGGUGCUGAAAUGUCAGCAAGAAAAGCAAGCAAAGAAAACAUUUCCUCUCAAGAUGAUGAUGAUGAGUGCAUUGUUGUAUCAGAUGAGGAGAAUGAUUGGGUUCCAGCUUCUCCAAUCCCUAAAGCCAUUUCUAGGCUAAAAUUGAAACAAAAACCUGUACAGGGUAUAUCAUCUGAUGCCAAUAAUUCUUCAGCAGAUGUAAAGAAAGAUGAUGAUAUUGAAGUCUUGAAAACAGUGAAAUCAAAGAAUGAUUGCCCCUUGCAUUUUUCAACUCCAAGAGAGGGACUAUCUAUAAUUAAUAAAAGAUUUUUUCCAUCUGUGAGAAGAGAAGCUAGCAUCCAGUUUAGACAACAUCCUGUGAAGAUGAAGGAAUCGCGUAACAGCAAACCGAAAAAGAGAUCUGCACUUGAUGAGAGUAUACGUCUUGAUGAAAAAAUGCAGUACUCUCAACUUUUGAAACAACAAUGUUCUUCAUCCCCAUACUUCUUUGGCAGCUGUGCAGAAAGUUCACCAAGAAAAACAGCUAGUGAUAAAAUGAAAAAUGAAGGGUUAUCCAAAAGUAAAUCUGUAGUAGAUAUUAUCGAUCUUACGGAAGAUGGUACUGAAGGUGAAAAGACGAGCAAAGACAGAGACACAGACGCUAAGAAGCUAGGUAACGAAGACCUUGAAAUCAUAGAGGAGAAAACUUCUCAGUCGAAGAAGGAGAGCUAUGGAAAGGUUUUUAAUCCCUUUAAAAGUCAACUAUUCUGCACCAACUGGAUAUCUGCAGAGAGUGAGCUGUUUGACUAUGUUGCUAAAGAACGUGAAAGAAGGGCGGAGGAGGAGAGAAUUAAAGCUGAAUUAUAUCGAAAGAGAAAUAAACAGUUAUAUGCUGAUAUUCUUGAAGAACGAAUUCGUAAUCACAUGAAAAUAACUGAAGCAAUUUUAGAAGAUGAGGUCAUUGUUGAAGAAGAGGAAGAAGAAGCAGCCCUUCCUAAACUGACUCCGGAAAUUGAGAGAAGAGUAGCCUCCGCUCUAAGACCUGAACCACAGUCUGAAGUUCUGGUGGAAGCUUUCAGUCUGAAAAUAACGAGGCAUGAUAUUUGUACUCUUGCAGGUACAAAUUGGCUUAAUGAUGAGGUUAUCAAUUUUUAUAUGAACUUGCUUAUUGAAAGAGGAAAGAAGAAUAAAUAUCAACCAGUAUAUGCUUUCAACACCUUCUUUUAUCCAAGGUUGCAGUCAAGUGGCUAUUCUGCUGUGAAAAGAUGGACAAGAAAGGUGGAUGUGUUUGCCAACGACAUAAUUAUAAUUCCUGUUCAUCUUGGCGUGCAUUGGUGCAUGGCUGCAAUAAACUUCAAGAAAAAGAUGAUAUGUUAUUAUGAUAGUAUGGGUGGCAACAAUGAUGUUUGUUUGCAGUUGUUGUGGAACUACUUGGGCAGUGAAAAGAUGGAUAAAAAGCAGCAAAAGUUUGAUUAUGAUGGCUGGAAGACUGAAAAUGUGAAGAGAAUACCACAACAGAUGAAUGGCAGUGACUGUGGUGUCUUCUCGUGUACAUAUGCUGAAUUUAUAUGCCGUAAUGCAGCAUUCCGAUUUUCUCAGAAGGACAUGCCAUACUUCAGACGUAAAAUGGUGUAUGAAAUACUUUCCAAGGAGUUAAUGAUGUGAUACUAAUAGAUCUAUUGCGUGAUAUAUUGACAGUGCAUUUCACACAAGCUUCACAAAUUUUCUGACUGAUAGGGUAAUUAAAUUAAUUUAUUUGUGUUUGUGCAUAUUGUGACUCAUUUUUUGCAGGCUAAGCAGACAAGUAAACUGAAGAAUAGACAGUUUAUGAACCUGAGCCUAAUGUUUUAUUUUAUUUUUUUUCCAUUCCUCACUUUUUCUUAAUGAUAAAGAAAAUUCAUGAGCUUUGUUGUGCAUAGAUGGGAACUUUUUGUAUUAUUUCUUAAAAUCCCAUCAUGGUUAAUGGACAUUAACUGUAAUUAAUGUGUGGAACAAUAAAGAGCUUUAUUUUUCAUUGGUAUUUUCGGAUGAGCUCCACCAUUAAGUCUGUCAUGACAAUGCUUGCCGAAACUUUUUACAUGCCAGAUAUCGGACUGAAUGUGAUAUUGUAAUUGAGCCAUAUGUAUCCAGAGAAUUAUUCCUGACUUUAUGAAAUGAAUUAAUAAAAUUUCUUUAUA